UUGUGAAAGUUGCGAGAUUGAGAAGUGGUGGAAUUUGGAAGAAGAACUUCUGCAACUUCAGAAGAACAAGAUUGGCAUUCGACGCAAGAUUGGCAUUGGGAAAUCCUAUCUGCAAAAUCAGGGUUGCUUUUGAGAUGUCUGAGGAGAGGUUUAAUGUUGUGGUCCACCAUGGUGGGACCCUAGUANGCCAAUAUCCUAUUGAAUAUGUUGGUGGGGAAAAGACAUAUUGGAGUGUGGACCCUGACAGAUGGAGUUAUUUCGAAGCAAUAGAUGUUGUUAAAGAAUUGGGGUAUUUGAAUGUGAGAGACAUAUUUUAUUGCAUNGAUAAUAUGCUACUUAAGUUGGAGGAUGAUAAAAGUGCAAUGAACAUGGUAGGCAUUGUCAAACGGUUAGGGGAAGUUAAGCUUUAUGUGGUUCACGGUGUGGAUGAUGCUACUUAUGUUCAAAUAGGGUUUGCUGCCAGGUAUUGAACAACUUUUACCUAAGGCAGAGCAUAGAUUUUGCAUGCGACACAUGUAUGCAAAUUUUAGGAAGAAGUUCUCUGGCCAAAAGUUGAAGAAUCUAAUGUGGAAAGCUGCUGCAAGUACAUAUCCCCAAGCUUGGGAAAAAGAGAUGCUAAAUAUGAAGGAAGUGAAUGAAGAGGCUUACAAAUAUCUGAUUGUUAUCGNGCCAANGUAUUAU
Molecule: messenger RNA, 681 nt
Organism: Vigna radiata var. radiata (mung bean)
Lineage: Eukaryota; Viridiplantae; Streptophyta; Magnoliopsida; Fabales; Fabaceae
Exons: 2
Coding region: 135-470 (111 amino acids)
Source: RefSeq, a predicted model, not a curated record